CAUUUUCUCCUCUCGCGUCUUUCGUUCUUCCUCCACUUCUCCACUCAUUGUCCCGAAUCCUUCUUUCUCUUUGUUUAUUUCCCUCGAUUUUUUUGUUGUUGUCUUGUUGUGUGGUUGGUUUAUUGGAAAUUAUUCAAUUGAGUUGAAUUGUCUCAUCUAUCAUCAUGUCGUCCAACACCACCCAAAAGCCUCUUCCCUUCCAAUACCAGUUCGCUGCUGGCGCCAUUGCCGGUGUCUCCGAGAUUCUGGUCAUGUACCCUCUGGACGUGGUCAAGACUCGAGUACAACUGCAGCAAGGCCCCGCGGCCCUGGGUGAGGAAGGAUACAAUGGCAUGUUCGACUGCUUCCGCAAGAUCAUCAAGAAUGAAGGUUUCUCCCGUCUAUACCGCGGUAUCACCGCUCCCAUCCUGAUGGAGGCCCCCAAGCGUGCCACCAAGUUCGCCGCCAACGACAGCUGGGGUUCCUUCUACCGGAACCUGUUCGGAGUGGAAAAGCAGACGCAGGGGCUAGCGACGCUGACGGGCGCGACGGCGGGUGCGACCGAAGCCUUCGUGGUGGUCCCCUUCGAGCUGGUCAAGAUCCGCCUGCAGGACCGCGCCUCGGCCGGCAAGUACAACGGGAUGCUGGACGUGGUGCGCAAGAUCGUCGCGACCGAGGGCCCCCUCGCCAUGUACAACGGCCUCGAGUCGACCCUGUGGCGCCACAUCCUCUGGAACGCGGGCUACUUCGGCUGCAUCUUCCAGGUGCGCGCCCAGAUGCCCAAGCCCCAGGAGGGCAACAAGGCCCAGCAGACCCGCAAUGACCUCAUCGCCGGUGCCAUCGGUGGUACCGCCGGUACCAUCCUCAACACCCCCAUGGACGUCGUCAAGUCCCGCAUCCAGAACUCCCCCAAGAUCCCCGGCCAAACCCCCAAGUACAACUGGGCCUGGCCUGCCCUCGGCACCGUCUUCAAGGAGGAAGGCUUCGCCGCGCUGUACAAGGGCUUCCUCCCCAAGGUCCUCCGUCUGGGCCCCGGUGGUGGUAUCCUCCUCGUCGUGUUUACCGGUGUCAUGGACUUCUUCCGUGAGAUGCGCGCUUAAUUGAGGUUGCUACAGUGAUGUAUUGCCAAUAGAGGAGGGCCGGUGUAAUUGAUCGCAUUAGAUUGUGACAUAUAUACGUUUCCAAAAAUGAACCAAGUCGAACAACAUUUCAUACGAGAGUCUUCUUCUCUUUUCCAGCAUUUCCUUGUUUAUUGAUCUCGUUUCAACUUU
This is a messenger RNA of Aspergillus campestris IBT 28561, 1250 nucleotides long. Its product is annotated as putative mitochondrial 2-oxodicarboxylate carrier protein. Gene Ontology annotation, biological process: transmembrane transport. The transcript has 5 exons. Lineage: Eukaryota; Fungi; Ascomycota; Eurotiomycetes; Eurotiales; Aspergillaceae. The record is from RefSeq and is a predicted model, not a curated record. Bases 165 to 1079 code for a protein of 304 amino acids.